CGGUCUUUCACUCAUCAUGGCUGACUACGAGAAUGACAACGGCCGUUACGCCGACGAGCCCCGAUACGACCGCGACCGCAGCGCUUCUCCUCGCGAUGAGCCUCGAGCCGACCGCGACCGCGCUCGCAGCCGUUCCCCCAACGGCCGCUCCGACGACAGAGCUCCUAUUUCCCGCAAGCCCGUUGAGGAAGAGGAUGAGGGCGCCAUCAACUCCGGCUCCAACCUUUUCGUCACUGGCAUUCACCCCCGUCUGACCGAGUCCGACAUUUCGCGUCUCUUCGAGAAGUACGGUGAUGUUGACAACUGCUCGAUCAUGCUGGAUCCCCACACCAAGGAGUCUCGCGGAUUCGGUUUCGUCAACAUGGUUACCGCGGAGCAGGCAGAUGCCGCCAAGGAAGGUCUGCAGGGCGAGGUCAUCGAGGGUCGCACCUUGAGCAUCGAGAAGGCUCGUCGCGCCCGUCCUCGCACUCCUACUCCCGGAAAGUACUUCGGACCUCCCAAGCGUGAGGGUGGUGGUCCUGGUGGUGGCCGUGGAGGUGGUCCCCGCCGUGACCGUUACGAUGACCGCCGUGGACCCUACGGUGGUGGUGGCUGGCGCCGUCGCGACGACGACUACUCCCGCUACGGUCGCUAUGACUCUUACAACGACCGCCGUGAAUAUGGCCGCAGCGACUACGGCCGCGAUUACCCCCGCCGUGACUACGGUGGCGGCGGUGGCGGUCGCGACUAUGGUGGUCGCCGUGAGUCUCGCGAUGAUUACGGUUACCGUGGAGGUGCUGAUCGCUACGGAGGUGGCCGUGAGGAUCGUUACAGCCGCGAUGACCGUCGUGGCGGUGGUGAUGAGCCCCGUGGUGGAGGAGGAGGAGGAGGUGGUGGUGGUGGUGGCUACUACGACCGUGAUGCUAACCCUCCUUCUUUCGAUGCUGCUGGCCCUCCUCGUGAGGCUCGCGACCCUUACGCCGGUGGUGGUGGCAGCCGUUCCUACGAAGGUCAGGCACGCAGCGGUGGCGGCGAGGACCGCUACGCUGGCAGGUAA
Penicillium antarcticum is the source of this 1036-nucleotide messenger RNA. Its product is annotated as RNA recognition motif domain-containing protein. The transcript is spliced from 4 exons. The record is from RefSeq and is a predicted model, not a curated record. NCBI's taxonomy places the organism in Eukaryota, Fungi, Ascomycota, Eurotiomycetes, Eurotiales, Aspergillaceae. Gene Ontology annotation, cellular component: spliceosomal complex. Gene Ontology annotation, molecular function: RNA binding. Gene Ontology annotation, biological process: positive regulation of mRNA splicing, via spliceosome. Bases 17 to 1036 code for a protein of 339 amino acids.